Molecule: messenger RNA, 1099 nt
Organism: Entelurus aequoreus (snake pipefish)
Lineage: Eukaryota; Metazoa; Chordata; Actinopteri; Syngnathiformes; Syngnathidae
Gene: pudp
Product: pseudouridine 5'-phosphatase
Exons: 4
Coding region: 85-780 (231 amino acids)
Molecular function (GO): phosphatase activity
Source: RefSeq, a predicted model, not a curated record
GCGUUCAAUCCAUUUUGGUGCUCUUCGUUCGCUGUACUUUUCUACGACGUCAUCACUCCAAACACGGAAGUGAAAGUGCCAAGCAUGUCGGCGGCAAGUUGCGUCUACAAACCCGUGAGUCAUGUCAUAUUCGACAUGGAUGGAUUGUUAUUAGACACAGAGCGACUGUACUCUGUGUCCUUCCAGGAAGUAUGUGACCGCUUUGGGAAGCAGUACACAUGGGGACUGAAGUCCAAGGUGAUGGGUGCAAAAGCUUUGGAUGCAGCUCAAAUGAUCCGGGACUCGUUGGAGCUUCCAAUGACAGCCGAGGAACUUCUUGCUGAAAGCAGACACAUACAAGAGAGGAUAUUUCCCUCUGCUAAACUCAUGCCAGGUGUGGAGAGGCUGAUGAACCACUUAAAGAAACACGGUGUCCCCAUUGCUGUUGCGACCAGCUCAGCAGGUGCGACCUUCCAAUUGAAGACGAGCCAGCACAAAGCCGUCUUCGCUUUGUUUGACCACAUUGUUCUUGGAGACGAUCCCGAGGUGAAGAAUUCUAAGCCCCAACCGGACUCUUUCCUUGUUUGUGCCAGCAGAUUCAAGCCCCCUGCUUCUCCAGAUUCUUGCUUGGUAUUUGAGGACGCUCCCAACGGUGUGAGGGCAGCCCUGGCAGCGGGGAUGCAGGUUGUGAUGAUUCCAGACGAGAACCUGCACCCUGGUCUGACUCAAGAUGCAACACUACGGCUGAGGAAUAUGGAGGAAUUUCAACCGCAGCUCUUUGGCCUACCAGCAAUUGACUAAGGCUCAUAAACCAAAAAAUAGAUUGUUUUCCUAAAUGUGAAAUCAUGUCAUUUAGCAAAUCUUAAUGGCUUUAAACAUAGCAUAUGGCUAGUAACAAUUUUUUGGCAAAAAUAAACACGUUUGAUUUUGAUUUCCACCUUUUGCAUUGCUUGGAUUGCCAGAUUCAAGCUCAUUCAAUUCUUAAAUCUAAAAGAAUGCACAUUUGCUUGCUAUCAGAGUAUUUACUUUAGUUUAAAUGACCCCUAUUUGCGGCCCUCCGCCAACUUUUCCCUGCACGACAUUAUAACAACCCACUGGAGCAUCGCAAUCAAAACUUCAU